AUGAGUAAAGGUAAGAGGGUGGUCUGCUACUUUUCUGCUGGUACCUAUGAAAACUGGAGACCAGACAAAGAUGACUUUCCUUCGGAUGCCCUCGGGAACAAAAUGAUUCACUGGGAGAAUGAAUGGUGGGUAGACAUUAGAGACACAAGGAUUAGGAAUAUAAUGGCUAAGCGCAUUGCUUUGGCAAAACGGCAUGGGUGCGAUGCUGUAGACCCGGAUAACGUUGAUGGUUAUACAAAUCAGAAUGGACUAGGCCUCACAGCUACCAAUCAGUUGGACUUUAACCGAUUCCUAGCAACAGAGGCUCACAACCAUGAACUUGCCAUUGGACUUAAGAAUGACUUGAAACAAAUCCAUGACUUGAUUCACAACUUUGACUUUGCUAUUAACGAGUCAUGUGAACAGUACCACGAAUGCCACUAUUAUCAACCAUUUUUCGAUGCCCGGAAGCCUGUCUUCCACAUAGAGUAUGUAGAUAGUACCUCGGAGGCUCACUCUCACCGCAGUACUAUCUGCAGUAACCGCCCCUCUGACAUGAACACGAUCAUAAAAGUACACCUUACUAACUUCAAGGUCGCCUGCUAAAUUAUAUGGUGUCUGGUUUAAUGUAAUAAAGUUUUCUAAAUU
This is a messenger RNA of Saccostrea echinata, 627 nucleotides long. RefSeq lists its product as uncharacterized. The transcript is spliced from 5 exons. Bases 1 to 585 code for a protein of 194 amino acids. The record is from RefSeq and is a predicted model, not a curated record. Lineage: Eukaryota; Metazoa; Mollusca; Bivalvia; Ostreida; Ostreidae.